This is a messenger RNA of Protobothrops mucrosquamatus (brown spotted pit viper), 1753 nucleotides long. RefSeq names its product solute carrier family 37 member 3 (gene SLC37A3). Gene Ontology annotation, cellular component: endoplasmic reticulum membrane. Gene Ontology annotation, biological process: transmembrane transport. The transcript has 12 exons. The annotation marks the transcript as partial. Lineage: Eukaryota; Metazoa; Chordata; Lepidosauria; Squamata; Viperidae. The record is from RefSeq and is a predicted model, not a curated record. Gene Ontology annotation, molecular function: transmembrane transporter activity.
GGCCUCUUCGUUAGUGGUAUUAUUGGGGAUCGUUUGAACAUGCGCUGGGUUCUGGCAUUUGGGAUGUGCUCCUCUGCCUUAGUGGUGUUUGUGUUUGGCACUGUCACCGAAUGGCUUCAUUUCUACAACAAGUGGUUCUACUGCUGCCUGUGGAUUGUGAAUGGCUUGCUGCAGUCCACGGGCUGGCCCUGUGUUGUAGCUGUCAUGGGAAACUGGUUUGGCAAAGCUGGGAGAGGGUUUGUUUUUGGACUCUGGAGUGCCUGUGCAUCAGUGGGUAACAUCCUUGGAGCAUUUCUCGCCUCUUCGGUUCUGCAGUAUGGCUAUGAGUAUGCCUUCUUGGUGACAGCAUCAGUACAAUUUGCUGGAGGAGUUAUUGUCUUUUUUGGCCUUGUGAUUUCUCCCAAAGAAGUAGGCCUCCCUGAAAUGGGAAAAGAAGGGGAUGGUGAUGCUGCUGAAGAAGAUGCCACUGAGCCAUUAAUUAGCAGCCAUGAGAAUGAAGAUUUUGAUGAGCAGAAUUACACCAUUCAGGCAUCUAGCAGUAGUACAAAUACUCCAUCCCAGGCCAUUGGAUUCUUUCAGGCGUGUUGUCUGCCUGGCGUCUUAUUGUAUUCCUUGGCCUAUGCUUGCCUGAAGCUAGUAAACUAUUCCUUCUUCUUCUGGCUGCCCUUCUACCUCAGCAACAAUUUUGGUUGGAAGGAGGCAGAAGCUGACCAACUCUCAAUCUGGUAUGAUGUUGGAGGCAUUAUAGGUGGUACCAUCCAAGGUUUUAUCUCUGACAUGCUACAAAAAAGAGCUCCUGUAUUAGCUAUUAGCCUCAUUUUGGCUAUUGGAUCUCUCUUUGGAUACAGCCGUUCCCCAAAUAACAAACCUAUCAAUGCAGUUAUCAUGGCAAUUACAGGCUUUUUUAUUGGAGGCCCUUCCAACAUGAUCAGCUCUGCCAUUUCUGCAGACCUGGGGCAUCAGGAAGCGAUCAAAGGAAGUAGCGAGGCUCUUGCAACUGUGACAGGAAUUGUGGAUGGCACCGGCAGUAUUGGGGCCGCUGUGGGUCAGUACUUAGUAUCUUUGAUCCAGGAGAAGUUGGGAUGGAUGCAAGUUUUCUAUUUCUUCAUUUUGAUGACCAGUUUAACGGUGGUCUUCAUCAUGCCUUUGAUAGUGAAAGAAACUAGUAUGCUCCUUACGCAGAGGCGCUUGCGCAGAUCGGAUUUGCUGAAAGACUGCUGAGAAAUGGCCACCAAUACAUUCAUCACUGAAAGAUUGUCAUCUGAAUCCCAUCCGAAGAUAAUGCUAUGGAAACCCACAACUGGGAAAGAGCUAAUUGUGUGCUUGGAAGGCUUAGUGAGUGUAACAGUGAGAGAUGUUUUCUCUUUGAUUUUUACCUCUUGUUUCCAAGGCUUGUUUAUGCAAUUAUCAAGAUUAAGUGAUAAAACAUUGGGCUUGUGUGUGGGAGAAAGGUUCUUGAAAGCAGAAAGUGAUUGUGCCUAGAAAAAGCAUUUGUAUAGUAAACCCUUGAUUUAAUGGAUAGGGACCCGGGCAGGGGAAAGGGGUGUCUAUUAAAGCUGAAUGAGAUUGUUCGAGGCCAAAAUGUACCCAUACAUGAAAUUACUUUAAUAAUCAUAAGUGUUUGGUGUCGCCUUUACCUAUGAAGCCAUAGGUAAAAGCUAUACCUAAAAUAUUUAUACCUUUUCUUACAAAAUACAGUCACCAACUCUUGUGAAAGAGUUUGAGAUAGCCACUAACUGACCAGGUAACUAUU